AUGGCGUCUCCUGGGAUGACCUUCGUCGAGGGCACAAAGCAACACGAUGGUCCAGUGACGGCAGCGGUGCCUUCUGCACCACAUGCUCCAGCAGAGGACGCUUGCCUGUACUGCAAAAGCGCGCCGCGGACGUACGAGACGGAUGGAUGUGGACAUGAAGCUGCAUGUAAGAAGUGUGCAAUGAAGACUGCUACUGGUGGCAAAUGCAAGGUCUGUGGGCAGCUCUUUGCGGGCUGGCGACAGAUCUGA
This is a messenger RNA of Symbiodinium sp. CCMP2456, 249 nucleotides long. The record is from the annotation of a GenBank genome assembly. Lineage: Eukaryota; Dinophyceae; Suessiales; Symbiodiniaceae.